This is a messenger RNA of Panicum virgatum (switchgrass), 1799 nucleotides long. RefSeq names its product cell cycle checkpoint control protein RAD9A-like. The transcript has 8 exons. Gene Ontology annotation, biological process: DNA replication checkpoint signaling; DNA repair; mitotic intra-S DNA damage checkpoint signaling. Bases 96 to 1499 code for a protein of 467 amino acids. Lineage: Eukaryota; Viridiplantae; Streptophyta; Magnoliopsida; Poales; Poaceae. The record is from RefSeq and is a predicted model, not a curated record. Gene Ontology annotation, cellular component: checkpoint clamp complex.
GUUCCGUUCCGUUUCCCUCCCCUCUCCCCAACCAAAGCGGAGCAGGCGGCGGCGGCGGAAGGGGAGCAGGCGGACGCCGCGGCGGCGAUUCGGCCAUGGAGCUGUCGAUGAGCGGCAGCUCGCUGCGGACUUUCGGCCGGUGCGUCACCUUCCUCGCGCGCGUCGCAUCCGAGCUCGUCCUCCAGGCGCUCCCCGCCAAGGUUCGACUCCCCUCUCGUCGCCUCCCGGCCGCCGCAUGGGGUUUUCCCCCACCUGAUUCUUACGCGCUCUCUUCUCUGACGUUUCAUCAGCUGGAGCUGCACACGCUCAACAGCUCGCGGUCGGCGUACGGUUCGGUCUCCCUCGCGCGCGACUUCUUCGACAGCUACCACCUCGACGCCGCGGCUUCGGCGCCGUCGUCCACGCCGCUGCAGUGCAGCGUCCUCCUCAAGUCCCUGCUCGCCGUCCUCCGCACGCCGCACGCCGCGCUCGACCGCCUCGCUAUCUCCCUCCCAGAACCCGACGCGCCCAAGCUCCAGUUCACCCUCCACUGCCUCAACGGUGUCAGGAAGACGUACUGGAUCGUAUGCAGCGCGGAACCCGAGGUGCAGUCGCUGGCGCUCGACCGGGGGCGGUUCCCGAGCCGCCUCACCAUCCGGCCCCGGGAGCUCGCGCGCCUGCUCUCCAACUUCCAGUCCUCGCUGCAGGAGCUCACAAUCAUCGCCACAGAUCCUGCUGCAGGGCUGCCUGAUGCCGGCGGGGACGUUGGGGGCAAGGCCGUUGAGCUCCGGAGCUACAAUGACCCUGCAAAAGAUGACUGUGACACUAGACUGCACACGCAGCUGUGGAUCGACCCUGUUGAGGAGUUCGUGGAGUAUGUCCAUGCUGGUGAUCCGGUGGAUGUCACCUUUGGGGUAAAAGAACUAAAGGCGUUUUUGACAUUUUGUGAAGGGUGUGAGGUUGACAUUCUUCUGUUUUUUGAGAAGACUGGCGAACCUGUUCUUUUGGUUCCGAGAUUUGGAUUGGAUGAUGGAUCAACCUCUGAUUUUGAAGCUACACUUGUUCUGGCCACUAUGACUGUAUCGCAACUAGUUGACAGCAGUGAUGCCCAACAGCCAGCUACAUCGGCACAACACAAUGGAGAACCAAGGCCUGCCACUACACCGUCAGUCUCAAACCAUACUAAAAUAUGGUCAGAGCUUUCAGGCAAUACUCCCAAAAGCUUUGAAGCUAACAGAGAAACACAUGCCCCAAAGAAGAGCAAUGCAGGCACUAGUAUGCUGAACGACACUGUUUUGCCCAAUGCUACAAAUGCUCCACGGAAGCCACCAGCUGCAGAUAAUGCAAACAAUAUAAUGCAGCCUAUGCAGAUGGAUCACUUGGAAGAGCAUCCUGAAGUCCUCAGUGCUAUCCCAAGGUCGCAGCAUCACCCGAGCAACUGGGUAGGUGCUGAUGAUAACGAUGAUGACAAUGAAGAUGAGGAGCUUCUAGUCCAAACAACACCUCACUACAUGGACUGAGGAAAAUUGCUGAUUCUGAAAUAUGCAGACUACAUGGACUUAGGAUAACUGCUGAUUCUGAAACAUGUAGGAACAUUUCAGCCUAGAGUGUAGUGGGUUAAGGGUUCUUCAUAGUUCCUGUAGGGCAGGAGUUUACAACUUUGACUAACUUUCCCCAGCCAUAUAAAAAAGUAGCAGCUCUCUGUAUCCAGUGUGAGUGUGUGACUUCCAUUUCUUUCCAUAAUGUAGGAAAACAUCGAAGGCGAUUUGUUCUGAUUCGCAUAAGCGUUCUGUUUAUCGUUUCUACCGUUUUAUCCAGCA